AUGAAUACUCCCGAAGCCUCGACGAACUGCCUGAAACGUCCAAAUGAGGAUUCCGUCGAUUCUCUGUCAGGCUUUGAAAAGAAGAAAUUGAAAGAUGAAAUUAAGGCUAGGAAGAAGGAUAUGGAAGUUAUCACGAAGCAACUGAAAGAUAAUCAAUUGCAGCAACUCAUUGAGAAUUUGGAUUUAUAUCAAAACCGGAAAAAUUGCAUUGAUGCGCAGAUCAAGCUUCUUGCGAAUAAGCAGAAAAAUCGGAUGCUUGAGAAGGAAAUGCUUCAACUCAAAAUCCAAAAUUUUCAAAGCAAAAAACAACAAUACGCAAUCGACGUGGAAAUCGUUGAUUGUAAAGACGAAGAUUUGCGCUCAAAAAUCAACAAGUUGAACGAAAAGGAAACCGAUUUGAAGUUGAAGAAGAAGCAGAAAAUGAGACAUUUUCACAACGACAAGUCUUUGACGGAGGAGCACGAUCAUGAGUAUGCCGACUUGAUUACUGAGCACAAUGUAGACACGAAAUCUGUGGAAAGAAUGAAAAAAGAGGUUGAAGCCAAGAAAGAAGCCCACGAUGCUUACAUUCUCGCCAUGGCUGCAAAAUUGAACCUUGACAUCGAAUCGACGAAACUCGCAAUCGAAAAGAUCACUUCUGAGGACGAAAAUGACGAGAAUGAAGGUCUGGAUGAAAAAGAUAUCGAGGUUAAAGUUGUUACACAAAACGCAUCGGUGCCCAACUUUACUAAUGAUUUCGAUGAUCCCGAAAUUCCAUUUGUUCUAUCUGAUGGUUCUGAGGAUAAAAGUGACGAAAAUCAUGGCCAGGAGAACCACAGAAACCAGGAAGCUUCAUUCUCUGAUGAUCUCGAUGAUCUUGAAAUUCAAAUUGUUGCAUCUGCUGAAUUGAUAAACAACGAUGACGAAGAAGCACCAAAUCGAGAAGAGCAGGAAGAUGGUGACGACAAUAAUGAUGAUGCUGAUGAAACCCUCGCUGACGAACCAUGUUGCAGCAAUCAGAGUAGCAAAAAAGCAGAGUGCAAGAAAAAACCGAAGAGGAAACCGAAAGCAAAAGUUCAAACAAAGCCUCAACAGAUUCAUAAAAAUUCUGAGCUCUACAACGCGAAACUGCACAUUAAAGCGUAUUUCGAGGAAUUUGGAUACACCGAAGCUUCCGACGUGGCGAAACAAGCUGUUGAUGAUAUAAUCGAAUCUGUCAAAGAGAAAAACUGCUCGGUUGUGAAAAUUGAUCAAGGAGUUUCGUUCCCAGAAAACAAUUGCCGUGGACUGAAAGAUCAGCUGAUUCAACUUAUCAUGGCCCCAAAAGUGGAAAGACCUAAGUCGAGCGCUUCCUCUAGCAAGGACUCUUCAAAUUAUGUCCACCCUCUCACAUACACAGGAGAUCUGUAUCUGGAUGUGAACACGGUUACAGGCCAGGAUGUGCUCGAAAGUGCUGCUGAAUUCAUGAAGACUGGAAACAACCAUGUAUUCGGACCCCCAGAGAAAGAAAAGAUAAGGCACGUCUUGGAAGGAGAUUCGAGAGUGGUUGAAGCAGAGAAAACAUUUUUCGAACAACAAUCUCUUCACUCAACCAAUGGACGUUCGCAUCCAGUCCCAAUGAUUUCGAAGAAUAACGAAGAAGGAUUGAAACAUUUGCUAGCAAAUGCCAGUAUCUUCAUGGUAGAUGAUGUAGAUGAAUGGAACGGGUUCGACGUCGAGGCUUUUGAUCUCGAUAAGAUUUCUGAGGUUUUGAAGUCAGAUAGCACUGUACAAGUCAUCCGCCAAAUCCCACAACCGACGACUACAAAUUUUAAUUUCAUUUCCACAGAGCAGAAAAGUAAUGAAAUUGGCGUCUAUCAUUUCACUGAGCACCACAAGUUGGAGGACUUUUUGGACAACCACAAGAUAUGCAUUCAAGUAUUGACAAAAGACGGUAAUUUAAUUUCAGGUCUCUUUUUUCUUAUUGUAUUUGUUUCAGCUUACAAUGAGAUCCUCAACAAUCCUGGAAACAAAGAUGAGAUAUUGUUGACGCUAGGAGCAGAGCUUCGCAAAAAUCAGCUGCCAUUAGGUGAUCAUGAAAAAGACACGAAAGAUGCCAAGGCUAUGAAAGAAACCGUUCCUAAGUAUGCGAAUCUUCUAUCAUUUGGUACCAACGUCGACCUGUCUGGACACGCAACAAAGGAGCAGGAGAAGAGUUGUGGAAAGCUCCCAGAUUCAUUGGCACCCACUGGAAGAGGAAGUCUGCUCAAUUUCGCCUUCGAGAAGAUCCCAGGCUUGAACGAGAUUCAGAUGUACUUAAAACCUCCAGCCGCACGAACAACUGGUCACUUUGAAAGCAACUCCCUUGGAUCCAUCAAUAUCAAUCUCGGACCAGGGGACUGCAUUUGGUUUUCAGUCCCAGCGGAAUAUUCUCAGUCGUUCGCACAAAUGCUGAACCGCCAGAGACGUGCCAAGAAGAGCGUUUUUUCCCAAACUUGGUGGCCAAAUGAGGAGGAAUGCAUCAAACAAGGAAUCGUUGUCCAGAAGUUUGCGCAGAGGCCAGGGCAGUUGGUCUACGUUGGUAUUGGCACCUAUCACUGGGUGCAAUCCGAAGGGUACACUGCCAACGUCUCGUGGAAUGUCAUGCAACCUUCGUUCCAUCAAAUGGCGGUGACUGCCAUCAUGAAUGACCAAUACCUCGCUUAUAAAAACUAUUCGAUUGUUCCAAUCGAAUAUAUUAGCUGGAAUGUGGUCAUGAGCCUGGAACCAGUGGAGGAGAAGGAGUUCCGACAACUCUUGAAGGCCAUUUUAAUGAGGAGUUUGGCACACCUCCAAGCUACACUCGAUUUCCUCAACAAAAAAAUGGAAAGCAAUAAUGUCAAACUGCUUUCAAAGAAAAAAACUGGCUUGAAUCCGAUGAAGUUUGGAAUAGAUAAGGACGCAGUGGCAAGAUGCUCUAAUUGCGCACAAGUGUUAUUCAACUUUGUCCCGACGAAUAAGGAAAAUAUGAUUAUUUGCUUCAAAUGCAUUGACGAACUAUCGAUUGACAUCAACAAAAUUAAAGUGGUUCAAUGUUACGAAUUGGAUUAUUUGGCUAGCGUGUUUGAUGAGUUCCAAAUUGAACAAUAA
Messenger RNA from Caenorhabditis briggsae, 3087 nucleotides. Gene Ontology annotation, biological process: regulation of gene expression. Lineage: Eukaryota; Metazoa; Nematoda; Chromadorea; Rhabditida; Rhabditidae. The transcript has 7 exons. The record is from RefSeq and is a predicted model, not a curated record. Gene Ontology annotation, cellular component: MLL3/4 complex. Bases 1 to 3087 code for a protein of 1028 amino acids. Gene Ontology annotation, molecular function: RNA polymerase II cis-regulatory region sequence-specific DNA binding; chromatin DNA binding; histone H3K27me2/H3K27me3 demethylase activity.